This is a messenger RNA of Micromonas commoda, 561 nucleotides long. RefSeq lists its product with no specific name. The transcript has a single exon. The record is from RefSeq and is a predicted model, not a curated record. The coding region runs from base 1 to 561 and encodes 186 amino acids. Lineage: Eukaryota; Viridiplantae; Chlorophyta; Mamiellophyceae; Mamiellales; Mamiellaceae. Gene Ontology annotation, biological process: ribulose bisphosphate carboxylase complex assembly. Gene Ontology annotation, molecular function: protein folding chaperone.
AUGGCGUCCGACGGGGGAGGCUCGAAGCUCUACGUCCCGAACCUCGACUCGGGCGGCGAGAGCGCGGAGACGAAGGGCGCGCAGAUGCUCCGGAUGCUGAUGACGCACGUCGCGAUCCGAGUCGUGCAGGGCCACCUCGAGGGCCUCGGCAACGACGGAGGCUUCGCCCCGCAGGCGUCCAACUUUGACGGCUCGUGCGGGUCUCCCGACCUCGCGGAUCUGCUCUGGGCGAUGGAGAACGUGCCGCUCGGGGACGGCGACAGCUGGAUCAGCGCGUUCAUGAAGAAGAAUCCCGUGGUGGCGCUGCGAGUGUUGGAGGCGAGGAAGGCGUACUGCGAGGAGUUCGAUUAUCAACAGAUGCGGAGCGCGACGAGGGAGCUCAUCGACUCGGGCAACAUGUCGUUGAUGCGGGAGCACGCGAACAUCUCCUUCGGCAACGACGAGAACGUGAGACCGGGGAACGAGGGGGGUUCGGGGGGCACGGACCAGGGCACCGGCCGGUGGGGCAACGACGGGAGAAGCGGGGUGUGGGGCGCGUUUCCCGAGCAGGGGCGGCAGUGA